UCAGUCAAAGGUUCAGUAACUCCUGAUAUGGCGACGACUCUGCAUCUAAUUACGCUGGCUUUAGUGGGAGUAACCAUUGGUCAAACCAAUAACACGGAAUACAAGCUGGUGCUGGCCUCAAUUUUGGAUACGCUUGAGGGUGGCCUUGAACUCCAUCUGAGGAAUCCUGCCAAUGGAGACAACGAACUGGUCCAGUUUGUGAUGAAGCACAGAAAGACUUCUCUGAAAAUUAGACUGAGUCAGGAGAAAGCACCUUCGGAAGCAUCAAAUAUUCGGCAUAAUUUCUAUUUGUUCGAGGACGUGCAGCUAAUGCAUGACAUCCUUAUUAGUUUAGUCAAUACAGAUGGCUUUUACAUACUGGCUUUGGAGAAAUAUGAGCCCGAGAAUGAUGCAAUUUUAAUAGACUUCAUGGCCAAAGUUUGGCUCCAGCAUGGACACAGUCGGAUUUACUAUGUUCAGUUGAGUUUAGAACGCAUACUCCUCUACAAUCCCUUCAGGCAAAGCGUAGUCUUGGUUAAAAAUCCCAAAGCCUAUGGACGAAUCUACAAAAAUCUUCAGGGCUAUCCCUUGAGAAUCUACAUCUUCGAUUCGGUGUACUCCAGUGUGAGUGGGGAUGGCGCAAGCAACAAGGUGCUGAGUGUAGAUGGAGCGGAUGCCAAGUUGGCCAAAACAGUGGCCAGGCAAUUAAACUUUACGCCCCAUUAUCUCUGGCCCGAUGAUGAGUUCUUCGGAGGCCGCCUGCCGGAUGGAUCGUAUAGUGGCGGCGUGGGUCGCGCCCACCGCGGCGAAGUGGACAUAAUCUUCGCGGGAUUUUUUGUCAAGGACUACCUGACCACCCACAUCCAGUUCAGCGCAGCCGUGUACAUGGACGAACUUUGUCUGUAUGUGCAAAAGGCUCAAAGGAUUCCGCAGUCCAUCCUUCCCCUCUUUGCCGUUCAUACAGAUGUUUGGCUGUGCUUCCUGUUGGUGGGUCUCGUGGGUUCCCUUGUCUGGCUCCUUUUGAGGGCUCUAAAUCUGGGCCUGCGCAUCGAAGGCAUACCAGAUGGUUCACAAACUACAGCGACUAGUAGUUUUGGAGCAGCUGGUCGCAUUUUCAUCGACACUUGGGUCGUUUGGGUGCGAGUGAAUGUGGGCCGCUUUCCCCCUUUCCACUCGGAACGCAUUUUCGUGGCUUCCCUUUGCCUGGUGAGCGUGAUUUUCGGAGCCCUGCUGGAGUCCAGUCUGGCCACAGUUUACAUUCGACCUCUUUACUAUCGCGAUACCAAUACCUUGAGGGAACUGGAUGAGUCCGGCCAUCCCAUUUACAUCAAGCAUCCCGCCUUCAAGGACGACCUCUUCUAUGGUCACGAUUCGGAGGUCUAUCGUCGGUUGGAUGCCAAGAUGACGCUGGUGGCCGAGGGCGAGGAACGCCUCAUUGAGAUGGUUUCCAAGAGAGGAGGAUUUGCGGGCGUCACCCGCUCUGCUAGCUUGCAGCUGAGCGACAUUCGAUACGUUAUGACCAAGAAAGUGCACAAGAUACCUGAGUGCCCCAAGAACUAUCACAUCGCCUAUGUCCUGCCACGCCCCUCGCCGCAUUUGGAGGAGGUAAACCGGAUCGUACUCCGCCUGGUAGCCGGCGGAAUCGUGGGCUUGUGGACGGGCGAGGCCAAGGAGCGUGCCAAGUGGAGCAUCCAGCGGUUUCCCGAGUACUUGGCCCAAUUGGACGUCGGCCGGUGGAAAGUGCUCACCAUUUCCGACGUCCAACUGGCCUUCUACGCCCUCACCAUCGGAUGUCUAUUAUCGGCUGUUGUUUGUAUGGCCGAGGUCUUCUUAAGACGCAAGCGAACAUUCUUUAGCCAUUCGAUUGGAUCAAAUCAGUUUUAA
Molecule: messenger RNA, 1863 nt
Organism: Drosophila elegans
Lineage: Eukaryota; Metazoa; Arthropoda; Insecta; Diptera; Drosophilidae
Gene: Ir100a
Exons: 1
Coding region: 28-1863 (611 amino acids)
Source: RefSeq, a predicted model, not a curated record